GUGGGAGAGUCGCAGCUGGAGCCUAUGCUGGCUCUGGCAAACCUUUAGCAAGAAAUUAAAAGCGUGAAGAUGUUACGUUGCAGGCAAACAGCAGUCCCAAAAAUGGGGAAGUCAUACAAGUCCAUAGAGUACCACCAUACUUCCUGAAGGGGCAUUGCUUUUAAAAAGCUGCUAUGCUGGUUGUGCAAGUACUGAUGAAUUAAGUUUUAUUUGCAGGUUUUUCAAGGCACCGCACAGCAGCAUUGCUGUAGUCGACAAAAAGACCCUCUACUUGUCUACAUCUUUCGACAUCAAAGCAUUAAAAACCAAUGAAGAUGAGCCUCUUGAACAACGAGAUGCUGUUGGGGGAUUCAUUAUCCCCCUUCAGCCAGCCGUGUUCGGUGGCUGAGGAAAGUCUGGGACUCCUAGAUGACUACCUGGAGGUGGCCGAGCCCCUCAGUUCGCAUGGGUUCUCCAGCGACAAGGCUAAGGCAGUCUCCUCCAAUUGGCUUGCUGUGGACAGUUUAGGCAACACCAUAGAUAGCAGCCAGGAGGAUGCCUUCUCUGGCAUGGAGUGGAUGGUGGAGAAGAUGGAUCUGAAGGAAUUUGAUUUUGAUGCCCUGUUAGGUAUGGAACAUCUGGAAGCCACCGUCUCACCAGACGAGCUGAUGGCCACGUUGGAAGACACGUGUGAUCUCCUAUUUAACCCUACCAUCCAGGAAUUUCACAACAAAGAACCUCCACUGAUAACUGACCUAAUCACCCAUCUCCCCGAAUCUCCAAUUGGAGCAGAUCCAAUGGUCCCAUUGGCUUCCCUUUGGUCUUUUCCCCUCUCCCCAGGGUCUCUGACUUCCACUCCAGACCAUUCAUUUAGUUUAGAACUAGGUAGUGAAGUGGAUGUUCUGGAAGGAGAAAGAAAACAGGAGGGCCCCACCUUUGUGGUAGUGAUCACCAAGUCCGAGAAAGAGGAGGAGAACCAUUCCGAUGAUAGUGGAAUAUGCAUGAGCCCAGACUCCUACCUGGGAACACCCCAACAUAGUCCUACCAAUUCAGUUGGAUCCCCCAAUGACAACCAGUUCCCUACAGAUGCCGGCUGUGGCUCUGUGCGGUCCAAACCAUACGAUCACCCUGCAGAGAAGGUAGUGUCAGCAAAGAUGAAAGGAGAAAAGAAAAUGGAUAAGAAAUUGAAAAAGAUGGAGCAGAAUAAGACGGCUGCCACACGUUACCGGCAGAAGAAGAGGGCAGAACAGGAGGCGCUGUCUGGGGAGUGCAGAGAGUUGGAGCAGAAGAAUCAGGCCCUGAAGGAGAAAGCAGAUUCCCUCAGUAAGGAAAUUCAGUACUUAAAAGAUCUGAUUGAAGAGGUCCGCAAGGCCAAGGGCAAAAGAGCUAGAGUCCCCGAGUAGGGUAGUCAGCAGUUUUCAUGUGCAUGUAUAUAAGCUUGCUGCUAAAGCUGUGUAUUGCUGUCUAAUAAAUUAUUUUAUAGUAAACUUACAA
Fulmarus glacialis (Northern fulmar) is the source of this 1473-nucleotide messenger RNA. RefSeq names its product activating transcription factor 4 (gene ATF4). Lineage: Eukaryota; Metazoa; Chordata; Aves; Procellariiformes; Procellariidae. Gene Ontology annotation, biological process: regulation of transcription by RNA polymerase II. The record is from RefSeq and is a predicted model, not a curated record. Bases 309 to 1382 code for a protein of 357 amino acids. Gene Ontology annotation, molecular function: RNA polymerase II transcription regulatory region sequence-specific DNA binding; DNA-binding transcription activator activity, RNA polymerase II-specific. Gene Ontology annotation, cellular component: ATF4-CREB1 transcription factor complex; ATF1-ATF4 transcription factor complex; nucleus. The transcript is spliced from 2 exons.